This is a messenger RNA of Populus nigra (black poplar), 2178 nucleotides long. Its product is annotated as aspartokinase 2, chloroplastic-like. NCBI's taxonomy places the organism in Eukaryota, Viridiplantae, Streptophyta, Magnoliopsida, Malpighiales, Salicaceae. The record is from RefSeq and is a predicted model, not a curated record. The transcript has 14 exons. Gene Ontology annotation, molecular function: aspartate kinase activity. Gene Ontology annotation, cellular component: chloroplast stroma. Bases 331 to 2004 code for a protein of 557 amino acids. Gene Ontology annotation, biological process: amino acid biosynthetic process.
UAAAAAUGAAAAAAAGGUAAAGACCAGACCGAGAUUGAGGGAAAGAAGAAGGAAAGAAGAAGGAAAGGCGCCGCCGUGCUGGUUUUCGUUUAAAUUUUUCGAAUCGCAUUUUGCUUCUUCUGGCGCCGCCUUCGUGCUGGUUUUCGUUUUCGAUUUGUCUUUUUCUUCCUCUGGCGUUCCUGCGCAGCUCGAAAGUUUUCUACCUUUCGCUUUCAUUUCUUCUCUAGAUCUAGCAUUGCUACUACGUUUCUAUCUCGAAGAUAGAUACCGUUGCUCCACGGGAAAAUUCUCUUAUUUGUCGACUCGAAACUGCAACGAUAACACACUAUUAUGGCAAACGCAUUGCAAUUUUCGGCGACUGUACAAGCUGCCUCCCCUGUUUUCUCCAAGAGGAUGCAUUGCCAAUCUUUACGGCACAGGCCGUCGCCGCCACUUCAUUAUAAUUUAGCGGCUACAAGUUUGGUGCUGUCAAAAAGAAGUCGUAGAGCCUUGAAAGUGAGCUGUGAGGCAGCCAGUGUUGAUCUACUUGAAACGAACAAAAUCGAUAAUGAAGCCGAGAAGAAAAUAACAUGCGUAAUGAAGUUCGGUGGUUCUUCGGUGGCGUCUGCCGAGAGAAUGAGAGAAGUGGCUGAACUUAUACUUAGCUUUCCAAAUGAGAGGCCUGUCAUUGUUCUUUCUGCCAUGGGAAAGACCACUAACAAACUUUUGCUGGCUGGAGAGCAGGCUGUUAGUUGCGGUGUUACUAAUGUAGAUAGUAUAGAAGAGCUGAGUUUCAUAAAGGAAUUGCAUAACCGGACCGUGAAGGAACUGGAAAUAGACGAGUCGGUUAUUGCAAAACACUUGGAGGAAUUAGAGCAGCUGUUGAAGGGAAUUGCUAUGAUGAAAGAGUUGACUCCACGCACUAGAGAUUACCUUGUUUCUUUUGGGGAGUGCAUGUCCACAAGGAUUUUUGCUGCAUAUAUGAAUAAAAUUGGUGCAAAAGCUCGCCAAUAUGAUGCUUUCAAAAUUGGUUUUAUCACCACAGAUGACUUCACAAAUGCAGACAUUCUUGAAGCAACUUAUCCGGCUGUUGCAAAGAGUUUGCAUGGAGACUGGAUCAGUGAUCCUGCAAUUCCUAUUGUUACCGGCUUCCUUGGAAAGGGAUGGAGAUCUUGUGCUAUUACUACAUUAGGUCGUGGUGGUAGUGAUUUGACAGCCACAACCAUUGGAAAAGCAUUAGGUUUGAGUGAGAUUCAGGUGUGGAAGGAUGUUGAUGGUGUUUUGACAUGUGAUCCUAAUAUAUAUCCACAUGCUGAACCUGUGCCAUACUUGACAUUUGAUGAGGCAGCAGAACUAGCAUAUUUUGGCGCGCAGGUCUUGCAUCCACAAUCCAUGAGGCCUGCCAGGGAGGCUGAUAUUCCUGUUAGGGUUAAAAAUUCUUACAAUCCGAAUGCUCCUGGAACUCUUAUCACCAGAGCACGAGAUAUGAGUAAGGCAGUGCUAACUAGCAUUGUUUUGAAACGGAAUGUUACUAUGUUGGAUAUUGCUAGCACCCGCAUGCUUGGCCAAUUUGGUUUUCUUGCUAAGGUGUUUUCAACCUUUGAAGAUUUGGGAAUAUCAGUGGAUGUUGUAGCUACCAGCGAAGUCAGUAUCUCCUUGACACUCGAUCCAUCAAAGCUUUGGAGUAGAGAGCUGAUUCAGCAGGCAAGCGAACUCGACCAUGUUGUUGAGGAGCUUGAGAAAAUUGCUGUAGUCAAUCUCCUGCAGCGUAGAUCAAUAAUCUCUCUCAUUGGGAAUGUCCAGAGGUCCUCUCUGAUAUUAGAGAAGGCCUUCCAUGUUCUUCGUACUCUUGGAGUCAAUGUUCAGAUGAUAUCACAGGGUGCUUCGAAGGUUAAUAUCUCAUUAAUUGUGAAUGACGAUGAAGCAGAGCAGUGUGUCAAGAGUCUCCACAAAGCUUUCUUUGAAACUGACAUCUCUGAAUUAGAGUGGGAGUGUGUAUCUGGUAAUGGUUCUGCCUCAACAUGAUGAAGUCGUCAUUGAUUCUUUUUUCUAUUAGAUUUCUUAAUUACAAUGAGAAUGUGUUGGCAAUGUCUGUCUCAACGUGAUCAUGAUCAUUGAUUUUCCUGUUUUAAUCUUUUUGAUCUAGAUAUUCAUUCAUUAUCUGAUUUUACAUAGAUCAGGGAAUUGUUUCCCUCCUAA